AUGCGUGGGAAUACGCAGUUUGCGGAAAUUCGCAGCGGCAGCACGCGAGGGAUGACGGCGAGGCGCAUCAGCUGUCUCUGCGCCAACGCUGCUCACACGAGAACUCGACGCAAACACGCAGGCAGCCCGCACAAACCACUCACCCCCGCAUUUCUCCCCUUCCUUCUCACCAUCCAACACCCUUUCUCGAUUCCAGUACACUCACCCACAAUGUCCGCCGACGUACCCAAAGCAACCCUGUACACCUUUGACGGAUCCGUCUGGGCAUCAGCACCGCGCCUCGCCCUCGUCGAAAAGGGCUACUCCUCCACCGACGUCGACCUCAAGAUCGUCGACCUCGUCAAGGGCGAAAACUUCGACCCCUCCUACCUCCGCAUCAACUCCAAGGGCACCGUACCCACCCUCGUUGUUCCUCUGCUCGAGACCACCUCGGCAGAAGUAGCCACCAAGUUCCGCGCCAUCAACGACACCAAAGCCAUCCUCGAAUUCCUCGACAAGAGUCGAAGCUCCAACACCGUCACCGACACCUCGGCCACGCCUGCACCCAUCCUCGCACCCGCUACCAUCGAAGGCAAAGCCGCCAGCGACGAGAUCAUCGCUCUCUCGCACUCUCCCACUGUCGACCCGAACUUUCUUCUGCUUGGAGCAAGAUCCGAAUCCGAACUUGCAGCUUCUCGCAAAGCUCUUCCGGGAACAUUCGUCACCAACCGUCACAACGUCCUCCUCUCGCACCAGAAGAGUCUGCUCGAAAACGACUCUGCUACGGUCGCCUUCGACGGCUCUUCCAACCCGAAAUCCUCCGCCGUACACGAAAACUUGAAGAAGUGGUACGCGGACAAACUCGACUCCCAAUCGCUCCUCACCAAAGCCUACCUGGAAAACGACGCCGAGAGCGUGCAGCAGCUCAUCCAGUCGACCAACGCGGCAUGGAAGGCGGUCGCAGAAACGCUGGUCAAGCUCGAAGCCAAGUUGCAAGGUCCCUUUGCGUUGGGCGAUCAGAUCAGCCUGGCUGAUCUGCACGUCCUGCCCUGGUUGGCUAGGUUGAGCGCGGUAGCGGGCGGGUUGACGGGAAAGCACGGGUUGGAGGCGCUGGAUGAGGUCGUCAGGACCGGUGGCGUGGGGGAUGGCGUCGGCGCCAAGGUGAAGGGGCUGUGGGAGGCGUUUGCCGACAGGCCGAGUUUCAAGGCUGUUUACGGUGAAGGGCUGCAUUGA
Messenger RNA from Pseudozyma hubeiensis SY62, 1212 nucleotides. RefSeq names its product glutathione S-transferase. The transcript has a single exon. Bases 1 to 1212 code for a protein of 403 amino acids. NCBI's taxonomy places the organism in Eukaryota, Fungi, Basidiomycota, Ustilaginomycetes, Ustilaginales, Ustilaginaceae. The record is from RefSeq and is a predicted model, not a curated record.